Molecule: messenger RNA, 1996 nt
Organism: Exaiptasia diaphana
Lineage: Eukaryota; Metazoa; Cnidaria; Anthozoa; Actiniaria; Aiptasiidae
Product: FAS-associated factor 2
Exons: 14
Coding region: 21-1412 (463 amino acids)
Cellular component (GO): endoplasmic reticulum
Molecular function (GO): ubiquitin binding
Source: RefSeq, a predicted model, not a curated record
CUGACACAGUUCUUUCAAAGAUGGCGGCCUCCGAAGAAGGAAGCGACUUUACUGAAGAACAACUUCAAAUUAUAGCUCAUUUUCAGGAUAUUACCGCAAUAGACGACGUCGAUGAAUGUAGACAAAUCCUUGAACGUCAUCAAUGGGAUAUCGAGACUGCAGUUCAAGAUACAUUCAAUAAGGCAGAAGGAGCUGCAACAGUUUUUCACCAUGAACCGCUUGAAGGAGAUGAUCAAAGUAGCUCACAAGAUGAAGAGGACAAUGUCACUGACAAUGGUGUAAUUAGUAAUACGUUACCAGAGGCAACUGCUACUCAGGAAAGUGCAAUUGUUGUACAUAACCAGGGAUUUUUCGGAUGGAUGAUGUCACUGUURUUGUUCCCUUUCAAGUUUUCUUCAAGUGUUGUGGUUGAUAUUUUUAGAUUUGUAGUGCGAAUGGUUUGGCCUUCAUUCUUCCACCCACGUAGAACAGCUCUAGAAGAUGUGUUAAUGUUCAAAGAAUAUUUUGAGUCAAARUAUGGAUGUGUUCACCCCACCUUUUAUCAAGGCACUUAUAGCCAGGCUCUUAGUGAUGCUAAAAAGGAAUUAAGGUUUCUUCUAGUAUAUCUUCACUCUGAAGAACAUCAAGAUACCUCUGAAUUUUGUAGUUCCACAAUGKCGAAUUCUGGUUUUAAAGAGUAUGUUAAUGGUAAUAUGCUGUUCUGGGCAUGUGAUGUGAAUUCAGCUGAAGGWUAUAGAGUGUCUAAAGCCCUACGUGAAACAACAUAUCCUUUUCUUGCUCUCAUCUGUUUAAGAGAUAAUAGAAUGGCAGUGGUUGGACGGAUGCAAGGAAUUUUGCCAGUUGAUCGAUAUGUAUCAAUAUUGUCACAGCUUAUUGCAGAUAAUGAACCAAGUCUUGUUGCCGCAAGGGUAGACAGGCAAGAAAGAAGUCAAACUCAGACACUGAGGGAUGAGCAAGAUUUAGCAUACCAACAGUCACUACUUGCAGACAAAGAAAAGGAGAGACGAAAAAGAGAAGAACAAGAAAAGAAAAAGCAAGAAGAAGAUGCCAAAAGACAAAAACAAGAAGCUAUAAAGAACAAACAAGAGUCUAUAGCACGGUUAAGAGUACAAAAGAAAGAACAAUUACCAGAGGAACCUGAUCCAGGAUCRCCUGGGGUAUUUCGUGUUCUGGUGCGGCUUGCAAAUGGCACAAGAUUAGAAAGAUAUUUUUUUAAAUCACAUACUCUUCAGACUUUGUAUGAUUUUGUGUUUUGCUGUGAAGAGGCUCCUGUAGAAUUCAGACUUAGUUCACCAUUCCCUAAAAAAGUUUACGAACUUAUUAAUCCAGAYGAUACGUUGGAAAGUGUUGGAAUAUGUUCCUCAAUUACUCUUUAUGUCCAGGACCUAGCAGAGGACAGCGACAGUGAAUGAUAAAAGAUAUAUUAUAAAUAAUUUAUAUUUGAGAAUGCAGUUGUUGUUAAAUUUUAUUCCAGAAAACCAUUUUUUUAAGAAACAGUACUUAAGGCAACGUACAAAGAACAAGAAAUGUUUCUUUGCCUAGCGAGUAACUGACCAUAAAAACUUACUUAAAAUGAUUGUCAUUGAAUUUGUAAUUUAAUAGUCUCCUUCACGGUUACUUGCGCUAUCUUGAAAGGUAGCUGUGCUUUUACAUCGAAGCGAGACAACCGUUGAGCAUGCAAUGAUAGAUACCUGUGAAUAAUUGUCUGUAGGUGUAAAAAAAGGUUUCUAUCGUUGCAUGCUCAAUGGUCGUUUUGCUUCGAUGCAAAGGCACGGCUACCUUUCAAGAUGGCGCAGSKAACCGUGAAGGAGACUAUUGUACUUUAUAAACCAAAGGRGAACUUUCAUGCUUUGUGAAACUUUCUGGAAUACUCUAAAAAAUUAUGUAAUUAUUUAAGUUUAUUUUAGGGUUUACAUUAUUUUUUAAAGAGCUCCCAACAAGCAUUUUGACAUGCGUGGUAUAUUAUUGAUUUAUUAAUAUUAAACUUCAUAGCAUC